Arachis ipaensis is the source of this 1794-nucleotide messenger RNA. RefSeq names its product protein decapping 5-like. Gene Ontology annotation, molecular function: mRNA binding. The record is from RefSeq and is a predicted model, not a curated record. Gene Ontology annotation, biological process: P-body assembly; cytoplasmic stress granule assembly. Lineage: Eukaryota; Viridiplantae; Streptophyta; Magnoliopsida; Fabales; Fabaceae. Gene Ontology annotation, cellular component: P-body.
CCUUCUCACAAUCUCAUAUACUACUUUCCCUCUAUUUUAUGUUUAGUUUUCGUUUCUCAAUGGCGAUCUACGCCAUAACCCUAAUCUCCCAAACAUAACCGUUUUUAAUUUCUCAUUUGAUCCUCCGAUUAUUCGAUCUUUGACACCGCCGCUCUAUGGCGACUGAAUCUGCCGUGAAAGGACCUCCGUCGAAUAGUCCCGGUGAUUCGUACAUAGGAAGCUUCAUAAGCUUGCUUUCCAAGAGCGAGAUUCGUUACGAGGGCGUUCUCUAUUUCCUCAACGUUCAUGAUUCCACCAUCGGCUUGAAGAACGUUAGAUCCUAUGGAACAGAGGGGAGAAGAAAAGAUGGUCCACAAAUUCCUCCAAGUGAGAAGGUUUAUGAAUACAUUCUUUUUCGAGGAAAUGACAUUAAGAAUUUGCAGAUCAAGUCUCCCCCAACAUCUGCCAAAUCAGAAGAGCAGAUACAUAAUGAUCCAGCUAUUAUACAAUCACAGCUAAACUCUACAGCAGCCUCAUUUGGUGGGAGAAAUUCGACAGAAUCUAUUCAAAGGCAGGAUAGUGUUGAUAUGUUUAGUAAAGCUAUCCCUAUUGGGUUGCUGUCACCUCAAUCUGCAACUCAGCUAAACCCUUCAGAUCAGUCUGCUGCUACUCAAGUUGCUGGUCAUCCAUCCUUUUCCACAUCAAUGUAUUUGAACGGACACAGUGGGAUAUCAAGCAAUAACUCUAAUUCUCUGCUAUAUCCUGCUCUUCUUCAAUCACCGUCAAUGGUAGCAUCACCUUUACCUUACCAAAGUUGGAUGCAAACUCCGGAAACUGAGGUUCCUAACAAAGUGGGAUGGACACCUUUAUCAGACUAUGGUCUUCCUGUAUCUUCUACUAAUACUUCUCUUGUAAAUCAAACUCGCUCUCCAUCUCCUAACCCUUUACAAAUUUCUGAUUCACUUGAUGUUAAUUCCCUCUUACCUACUAAGGCACCCAUGCCAUAUCCUACGCCCAUGACUUUUGAUGGAUCAAACAUACAUUCAUUUUCUUCACCUCUCCAAGAAAUAAAUUCUAUUGAUAACCAAAUAGCUGAAAAAAUUUGCCCUGACCCAAGGUCAAUUUAUCUUGGACAUGCCUUUCAUCAUCCUUCUUCAUUUGUAGGUUACAGUUCAGGUCCCUUGCCAAUACCUCCAUCUUUGUUAACUCCAGAUCAAUUUGCACAUCCCAGAGAAAAUGUAUCUCCUUUAACACAGAAUUUGACCCCUAAUCAGAAAGAUAUGGGUUCUUUGAUUCCAACAUCUUCUAAUUCCUCUGUAUUGAUGCCUUCUAUAGUGUCUCAAGCACCACUACUGCCAUUACCAACUUUAGUGCCAAAGCCUCACUCAAUAGCUUCCCAGUUCAACGAAGAGUUUGAUUUUGAGGCCAUGAAUGAAAAAUUCAAUAAAGAUGAAGUAUGGGGUUCUCUUGGAAAGGCAACUAUGAACAUAGAAGGAGUGGAUGACAAUGCUUCUUCUAUCAGUUCAGGUGACAAAGACAGUCAAGGGAAGACACCAAGUCCUAAGUCUGCAUACAAGAAAGAUGACUUUUUUGACACAAUUUCCUGCAACUCUGCGAGUAGUGGAAGGAAUGGACAACACCGUUUAUCUGAGAGAAUAAAACUGGAUACCGAGACGUUUGGCAAUUUCCAACACAGGCCUAAUUUUGGCUAUGGUGGUGGUCGCGGUAUGAAUUUCAGAGGCUCAAAUAAUUGGGGAAGAGGUUAUGGUUAUGGUAGGAGAGGACGUGGCCCAAACUUCCAUCGUUUCUAGUGAC